This is a messenger RNA of Trematosphaeria pertusa, 1813 nucleotides long. RefSeq lists its product as uncharacterized. The record is from RefSeq and is a predicted model, not a curated record. The coding region runs from base 498 to 1319 and encodes 273 amino acids. The transcript has a single exon. NCBI's taxonomy places the organism in Eukaryota, Fungi, Ascomycota, Dothideomycetes, Pleosporales, Trematosphaeriaceae.
CAUUAUUCUUCGAACCUCAGCCCUGAAGUUCCAUGUGGAAUGGGCUCGAGAAAAGCUAGACGACGACCCAAUUGUACCGCGCUUCUAUUAACAAGUCGUUGCUUAAGUCGAUCCUUGCUUCUGUUGAAAGCGAGGCAUCCUGCCCAAUAAAGACAUCCGUACCCCUGCUCUGGAAAGCCACUCCAGGAGACCUUCAGGAGGUUAAGAUCCGGACGUGGCUGCUCGACAGGCGUCUCUUCUGCGCUCUCAGCUCGAGGCGCUGAUUCAGUCGACACAAGACGGACGCGUACCAACCCUGCUCAGCCCCAUUUUUCCAAGCACGUCAACCGUUUUGGCAAUGUCAGAUCUCGUAUGAUCGAGCCGUCGAGUACAGAUCACAGCGCAUAUGCAACCGUGCUUUUGCGGAUGCGGAGCACACGCAGCCGAUAACCGAGUUACUGGGACCAACCACGAAUCUCCGAGCAUCUGGGUCCUUCUACCCCUUCUCUUGCGUCGUCAUGGAGGAGCGGGAUCAUGCAUUCAUAUUGCAGAGGAUGCUGCUUGCAUCCACCUGCUCCACUUCGUCUGACCUUCAUCAUUCUUUAUCAGUCUUUACCUGCAGAUGGAGGACUUUCAACCAUGGCCUAGAUUUUUCGCCACCCGCACGUUCAUGUAUCUCCGGCUGGAUUUGCGCCGGAAAUGGCAGUGUGCAGGCAUUGAGGAUGAUAAUGCUCCGCGGCUCCGCGCUGACCGGUGAGGGAAUGGGCAUGGCCACCCUGCGCAGAGGGAAAACUCUGGCAGCGCUAAGAGAACACUCUGUCAUGACCCUUAGACUGACUCUUCGCAGCCUCGACGUUAUUGAUUUCCCAAACAGAGCAUCCGCCCACGGGUCCUGUCUGGCGACCGAGGCGACAGCUUCUGAAGAUCCGCCGCCUCUUAGAUCAGUAUCUCGUUUCGAUGUUCAUAUUUCUCCUUGGCCGGUUCCUCCAUACUCGUCAAUCAAAGCUUUUAUCUGCUUUCAGAGGCCAGGUUUCAGAUUCGAGUACAAGACAUGCGCCGCGACCGCGUCACUUCCAGAUCCGGGAUUUUCGGCUAUUGCAUCCAUGGCAUCGGAAAACGCCGAAUGUUACCAACAGGGCGAACUUGUCUCAGAAGAACUAUUAAUGGGCGUCUUGCGCUCUUCUGCGAUAGCUGUGAACCGUGGGACAAACAGCUGUUCGUGGUCGAGCACGCUUCCAGCGUCUCUGGGCCUUCCAAUACCAUGGUAUGCUCUUCCACCGCCAGCACAUGACCGCCUUUUCGUCCUGAGUGGGCUCCACCUGGCGGCCGACUACCAAUAGGGCUUUGAAGCCCUUCAUCAAAACGCAUCCGGAUUCGCUAUCCUGCGACCAUCGAUAUCACUUUCACCGGUGCCAAAUUCGGGUUCGAUCAGUAACAUCCUCGGCACAGCUAUAUCUAGACGUCCUUGCCAGCUAGGCUCGUACAAGAAAUAUUCGCAGCACCGAUACCGCAGAUUGGCGCCCUGGCAACCGGGUUAUAGGUACACGAUGGCGCUCGCACCGCGUCUGCCACAGCUUACCUAUCAUCCAUAGAGCCCCACGUUCAUUAAGCCUACGAAGGCUUUCAGGGCAACCUACGGGAAGCCGUCUCGGGAUUAUUCGGCAUCCUCAGAAGCUCUCUCCUUUCUUUACUUCAAGCCUGCCUAUUCCAUAUGCCGUAGACACACCGCUUGCGUCUUAAGCAAUCACCCUCAGUCUCCGGGUGACCGGUAGCUGGCCUAUUACCAACGUUCUUGGAGAGAGGGGGCCAUCCAUUGGAAUGCUCAACUAAUCAA